CACACACACAUAACCAAUUUCUUUCUCUCUCUCUCUCUCAAACACACACACCAAAACACACACACGCACACAUCCAGACACGCCCCCACAGGGAACACGAGGCUGAGGCAGGACACCCCGAACCAGUCAGGGUCAAGAGACCGUGGAAGCAAGACGUGUGGUCUGCUCUCUCCGUCUCGUUUCGUCGUCGCGCACUCGCUUCGAUACAGACGAGUUUUUCCCCCGUGGAGAAGCUUCGAUAUUUUUUUUCUUUUUUUCUUUUACUUUUCGCGCACGCCUCCUUUUGUCUUCGUAUUUUGUUUUUUGUCUUGUUUUGUUCUGUGUUGGAGGGAGUGAGGGAGACAUAAGAGGGACGCGGAGGUUAGACACAGAGAGAGAGGGUGAGAGAAAGAAAGAGAAAGAGAGAGAGAGAGAGAGAGACGGUGUGAACACUUGAGUGAAUAUCAAGUGGAACUCGGAGCCUGCAGACUCGGACGGCCCGCGAAAGGCGGCGAGGAUCGCUGACGCCGAGGUGGAGGGAGAGGGCGUCGAAGGAGGGGGAUCCUGGUGCCGGGGACGUGGUCUUACUCGGUCCUGCUCCGAGCAGGGGAGAGCCACCUGACGGAAGUGCGUCCAGGCCCUCCGCGCACACGAAGGCUCAGCUGGUGACCCUGGUGGGCGCGAGAGAGGAAUACUUAGUGCUCAGGUGGGCGUGCCUAGCUGGUCGGUCGGUGUGGCCCGCGGGCCGCACUGGCGUCAUGGGCGUGCGUGUGCGGAAGUGGAGGAGGGCCGCACUGCUGAGGCAGCUGGGUGGCAAAGCCGGGCCUUUCAGCCGAAGAUAAGCCUUAUGACCUACCCGGCCCGAGGUGCGGCCCACCUGGCCACGGUGCUGGCCGUGCUGCUGGCCAUGGUGGCCGUGGCCGCGACGGGCGCCAAGCCCAUGCCGCCGCCGCCCGCGCCGCUCAACGCCUCCGCCUUCUCGUCCUCCGAGGACUACUACUACGACUACUACGACUACGAGUACGACGUCGCGCCGCCCAACCUCAACCUGAGCGAGUUCCGGCUGCCGGGGGAGGAGGGAGGCGGCGCCCCCCACAUCCCGCGCUACAUGCUCGAGCUGUACAACGACCAGGCGACGAGGCGCUCGCACCCGCUGCCCGGCGCCGACCUCGUCAGGAGCUUCGAGGCCACAGCGAUGGAUAACCAAAGCGAGAUGGAGGAACACCACAACUCAGUGCCCACACGUGUCCAUUAUUUGGGUUUCAACGUGACGGUUCAUCACAGGGAGAGGGUCACGAGAUCUACUCUUAGGCUCUAUGCUCUCAUCACACGGGACCAGUACGCUUACAUAGGCGUGGAGCGUCGCGUUCGAGUAGUCAUGAAGCAGUCCGGAGGCCCCAGUGGCGCAGAGGGUGACGCAGAGACUGUGACGGUGUGCCAGCGUGAUGUUUACGAAAUGCAGAACGUGUGGGAGACCUUUGACGUCACUUCGGCUGUCCGGUACUGGCUGGCGAACCCCGACGAGCCGCAGGUCCUCCAGAUCUUGAUUGAGUCCGUGUUCUCGACCGUGGGCGACGGCGGAGACCUGGACGUGGCCACGGUGCCCCACACGGACAUCGAGCCUCUCCUUCUGGUGUACUCCUCCGUCAGGCACCGCCGCCAGUCCAAGGAGGAGCUGGACCAGAUGAUCUCUCACGAGUACGACAAUCCGGUGACGAAGAGGCAGCGGCGUGCCCUCCGCCCCGGAGCCAGUCCGAGGGCUCACAGGGUAAAGAGAGAGACUGGCACCGAACCCCGACUUCGAAGAGUGAGGAGGAACACAGCAGCCGAGGAACAGGAGGAAGAGAGUAAUCAGAUCUGGGAAGGAGAGCAGGAUUACACGGGUCUCCCCUCGCACGCGCACAACUCCCUUGCAGUCUUCCCUCCUGCAGAAGGCCGACGGAAGGGCAAGAGGAGGAGGGCGAAAAACGCGUGCAAGAGGAAACCUCUCAAAGUUGACUUCGAGGACAUAGGUUGGCAUAAGUGGAUCAUCGCUCCUCCGGCCUAUGAGGCCUAUCAGUGCAGCGGCAAGUGCUUCUACCCGCUGCCGUCCCACCUGAGCCCCACGAAGCACGCUGUGGUUCAGAACCUGGUUCAUUCUCUCCACCCUGACCGAGCGUCCAGAGCCUGCUGCGUCCCGACUCUGCUGGGACCCAUCUCUCUGCUUUACCUGGAAAAUAAUAUCCCUACUUUCAAAUACGAUUACGAUGAUAUGGUCGUCCUCGAGUGCGGUUGCAGAUAGUCGAUGGGGGCGGAUGAGAGGUGACCUUCUCUUUUCGAGGAAGUGAGGGUUUUGUUUGGUGUAUUGUGCGAGUUUUUCUUUUUUCUUUCUUUCUUUCUUUCUUUCUUUUCUUUAUUUCUUUUUGGAAAAUAAAGCAAAUGGAGUAUUUGAGACGAUGGUUGAUGGUUGUGUAUAAAAACAGACGUUCUUGAGUCAGUGCUGUCUUGCCUCGUCAGGUAAUUGUUGGAAUAUUAUCUGGGCAAGACCUAAACAAACCAGUGUGUCUUCCACUGUCUCUCUCGCCAUGUUAAAGGGGCAGUUGUGGCUUACAGUGUGCCAUGUCCUUUUUUUAAUUACAGAAAUGUACUAACAAAACAGGGAGAGGAUUAUUAUUGUCUUGUAAGUCACUACUUACUGAGGAAAUGUUACUGUUUGGAAUGUCACAGGGAUGUAUUAUGUUUUUUUUCCAUAUAUAUACUUCAGCAUAUGUACUGUAAAUAAUUUAACUUGUGAAUAACUUUAGAUGGAUUGAUAAUGAAAAAAUAUAAUAGUUGUAGGAACAGAGGAUUUCAAAAAACACUAUUUUUUCCCCUCUUUUUAAGAUGUACAGUUUACCAUUACUCUAUAGCAUGCCAUAUAUUUUAAUACAUUGUAAAUUAUAUACCACCUAUGAUAAAAUAUAUACACAUUAAGGUACAAUAAAGGUUGGAAUAGAUUAACAUCA
Penaeus monodon (black tiger shrimp) is the source of this 2963-nucleotide messenger RNA. RefSeq names its product bone morphogenetic protein 10-like. The transcript is spliced from 7 exons. Gene Ontology annotation, cellular component: extracellular region. The record is from RefSeq and is a predicted model, not a curated record. Gene Ontology annotation, biological process: BMP signaling pathway; SMAD protein signal transduction. Lineage: Eukaryota; Metazoa; Arthropoda; Malacostraca; Decapoda; Penaeidae. Bases 827 to 2260 code for a protein of 477 amino acids. Gene Ontology annotation, molecular function: cytokine activity; growth factor activity.